AUGAAAACCCUUCUUUGCGUUGUCGGUUUCCUUGCUAUUGCUUCUGCUCUGGUCCUGCCAGAAAAGAGAGCAAGUUCAUUGGAUUGCUUCUUGUGCCGACUCGCUGUCAAUGUCACCGACCCACCAGUUGACGGAGAAGUUCACAAAGCAGAGGAUAAAUUCAUCGCAGAGUGCAAGAAGGAACUCGCCGGCAUCCCAUUCUUAGAACAGGAAUGCUUAAACUAUGCCCACUCGGAAUUGGAUCCAAUCAUCAAGGAACUUGAAUCGGGAACUGCUCCAGAAGACGUUUGCAAAGAAAUUAAGCAAUGCCCACAAUAA
This is a messenger RNA of Caenorhabditis remanei, 318 nucleotides long. RefSeq lists its product as uncharacterized. Lineage: Eukaryota; Metazoa; Nematoda; Chromadorea; Rhabditida; Rhabditidae. The record is from RefSeq and is a predicted model, not a curated record. The coding region runs from base 1 to 318 and encodes 105 amino acids. The transcript has 2 exons.